Messenger RNA from Syzygium oleosum, 1257 nucleotides. Its product is annotated as probable carboxylesterase 2. The record is from RefSeq and is a predicted model, not a curated record. Gene Ontology annotation, molecular function: hydrolase activity. Lineage: Eukaryota; Viridiplantae; Streptophyta; Magnoliopsida; Myrtales; Myrtaceae. Bases 53 to 1090 code for a protein of 345 amino acids. The transcript has 2 exons.
CCAAUCUCUCUCUCUCUCUCUCUCUCUCUCUCUCUCUCUCUCUCUUUCUCUCAUGGAGCCAGGCAGCAAUUCAAGCAAAUCGGAAGUAGCCUACGAGAGGCUUCCGAUGAUGAGGGUCUACAAAGACGGCCGCGUCGAGAGGCUCUUCGGAAUCGACGUCGUCCCGCCGUCCACCGACCCCGAAACCGGCGUUUCAUCCAAGGACGUCACCAUCGCCGUCACCGCCACCGCCGCUGCCGCCGGAGCCACGGCCACUUCCGAACCCACCUCCCACGUCAUCUCCGCUCGUCUCUUCCUCCCGAAACUCGCCGGCUCCCGAAAACUCCCCCUCCUCAUCUACUUCCACGGCGGAGCGUUCUGCGUCUGCUCCCCGUUCACCGCCGCCUACCACGGCUACCUCAACGCCAUCGUCGCCGAGGCCCAGGUCGUCGCCGUCUCGGUGAACUACAGGAAGGCCCCGGAGCACCCGAUACCGGCGGCUUACGAGGACUCCUGGGCUGCGAUCCAGUGGGCGGCCUCGCACUGCGACGGCGGUGGCCCGGAGGCUUGGUUGAACGAGCACGCUGACUUCGGGAGGGUGUUCUUGUCCGGAGAAAGCGCAGGUGCCAAUAUUGUUCAUAACAUGGCGAUGGCGGCCGGGAAUCCCGAGCUCGGGCUAAACAUACGGCUUCUCGGAGUCGGGCUAGUCCAUCCUUUCUUCUGGGGUUCCGAUCCGAUCGGGGUGGAGGCGCUGCAUCCGGACAGGAGGGCCGAAGUGGACUGGCUAUGGCCUUUGAUCUGCCCGUCCAGGCCGGACGAGGACGAGCCGUGGGUCAACCCGAUGGCCGACGGGGCUCCGAGCUUGGCGGGGCUCGGGUGCGGGAGGGUGCUGGUGUGCGUGGCAGAGAAGGAUGUGUUGAGGGACAGGGGGCGGCUGUACCACGAGGUGUUGGGCCGGUGCGGGUGGAUGGGCGUGGCGGAGAUCAUGGAGACGGAAGGGGAGGGCCACGGGUUCCAUUUGAAUGACUUGGGUGCUGAGAAAGCUAAGGAUUUGAUCCGUCGGCUGGCGGCUUUCCUCAAUAGAGACAUGCCGCCCUUGAUGUCCUCUUAAUCCCGAAAAGUCUCGAACCUAUGUCCCACUCUGUGGAAGAUGUGGCGGAACAUUUUCAUUGACUAAUAAUGAAUUACAUCUUUUGGCGGGCGAUGAGUGACGAAUUAGGAACGAAAGUUGGCAAUUCACAAGGAUAAUUUAGAUGUUGUAACGUGGGUGUUUCCACC